Messenger RNA from Verticillium dahliae VdLs.17, 1206 nucleotides. RefSeq lists its product as uncharacterized. The record is from RefSeq and is a predicted model, not a curated record. The transcript is spliced from 2 exons. NCBI's taxonomy places the organism in Eukaryota, Fungi, Ascomycota, Sordariomycetes, Glomerellales, Plectosphaerellaceae. Bases 1 to 1206 code for a protein of 401 amino acids.
AUGCGCAGCGCCAGAAAUCUGACUCGCCUAGCUGCCGCGCUGUGGCUCGCGACGGCCCCAUCAGUCUCCGCCCAGAGCCUGGGGUCGGUUCUGGCGGGACAGGCCAACCUCACAACAUUUCGCAGGUUGGUGCAGGAGAACCAGGGUGUAUACGCAGACUUGCCAAAGGACGGCGUCACUAUCAUCGCGCCAAACGACGGCGCGUUCGUCAAGGGGCAGGGCUGGGACGCAGACGAGUCGAGCAUCCCCGAGUGGCUUCAGUACGGCAUUCUCUCAGGCCGCCACGCGCUCGAGAAGCUCGCACCGGGCGACACGCAGACCAUCCCGACGCUCCUCACAGACAAACGAUUCGCCAAUGUGACAAAUGGACAAAAGGUGCUCGUCACAGUGCAGCCCGGAGGCGAGGUGGUACUGACGUCGGGGGCGGGCACUCACGUCACAGUGGUCAAGGCGGACGUUCCAUUUGACGGCGGGCUUGUGCAAAUUAUCGAGUCGCUCAUGGUGACACCACGGCGGCUUGAAGGUUCGAUUCGCGACUCGUAUACAGACCUCACGGGCUUCCUUGGAGCGCUGUACCGGGCGGAACUCGUAGACGAGUUCGCCGAGACGGCCAACUCGACGAUCCUGGCACCACACAACGCUGCAUGGCAGCGAUUCGGGGCUGGGUUCGAAUCCCUGGGUCGCGAGGAGUUGCGCCGUGUAUUGCGAUACCACCUCGUGCCGGGGCGGGUGCUGCGGGCGGCGGACCUCGAGGACGGCGCGCGACUGGCGACGGGUGACGAGAAGGGAACGGGGGUUCGUGUGACACGUUUUAUCAACGACAUCUAUGUCGACACGGGGCGCAUCAUCCAGACGGAUCUGCUCAUCGCCAACGGCAUCAUCCAGGUUGUCGAUGCCGUCCUCAACGUCGACGAGGGCGGUGCAAAGCCCGACGUCACGGCCUCGGCGCAGGCUCCGGCGUUUACCUUUGCCGAGGAAGAGGCGAGCGGUACGGGCACGGCGGCCAAUGUGCCCUUCACGUCGGCGCUGCCUUGCACUGCCGAGUGCACAACGUCAACGAGCAGGGGCCCACAGGCGACGGCGACCACGGAAGGCAACGGGGGGACGGCGAACGGGGGUGAUGCCGAUAGUGCGGCCGUCAUGGCUAGGGAGUUCAUCGGGGUUACAGGGCUUUUUGCAGGCAUCCUCGGUGUCUUGUUUGCGUGA